This is a messenger RNA of Owenia fusiformis, 2333 nucleotides long. The record is from the annotation of a GenBank genome assembly. Lineage: Eukaryota; Metazoa; Annelida; Polychaeta; Sabellida; Oweniidae.
GUUUAUUGAUUACAGUCUUACAGCUAUUAAAUAUUUUGUCCAAAGUUCAUGUUUCUUGAUUUAUGGAAGCUUAUUUAUGAAAUGUGAACUUUGUAAUAGGCCUACAUUCAGUAUUCAGAUAAUCUUAACUGGAGAAUCUUAAAUGCAAAUCCAGACAUAACAUACAGUUCUAGGGGUCACCCAUUGACUUGUGUAACAUAAUGAUUUGCUGGUUGGAGCACAUUGUCUUCACAGUAGUGGUUGCUGUCCUAGUGAAGAUUGGAAUCAAUGAAGGGACUGAAGGUGUGCUGCGUACCAUUGUGGUCACCCUCAAGGCAGUGCCAGGUGUAAACUGGCUUAUUCAUCUGGUCCUUAGAAGUGAAGUGAGGGGAUUUGUCAAACAAAUUGAAACCAAACAAGGCAAGAAACAAUCCACAGGGCCAAGAGUGACAAUCCCAGCCAAAGGUGUACCACAUGAUGAGCUUUACAAAGAAAUGGAGGUGCUAAAGCAGGGAGAAAUUGAUCCAGAAGAUGGAAAAAUAUUUGCAUACGUCUACACUGCUGGCAGUGAGAACUUCAAGAUACAACAGAAAGCAUUUUCUCUAUUUUGUGAGAAGACUGGUUAUUCAGGGGACCAUGAUGCCUUGGUGACAGCUUUCCACCACGCCUUCAUGCAUGAGAAUGCACUCAACCCAAUGGUCUUCCCAAGUCUCAGGCGUAUGGAAACAGAGGCAAUUAGCAUGUCAGCUGGAAUGUUGAAUGGAGAUGACGAGGUGGUGGGAUCGUUGACAAGUGGCGGAACAGAGAGCAUCUUGAUGGCUGUGAAAACAUACAGGGACAGAGCAAAGAAACUGUUUCCACAGAUAAAGGAACCAGAAAUGGUGGCUCCCAUUACCAUCCACCCUGCAUUUGAGAAGGCUGGCCAUUACUUUGGUGUUAAGAUUGUGCACACUGCUCUUGGGAAGGACUAUAAGGCAGUGCCUGGACUCAUUAGGAGGGCCAUCACUAGGAACACUAUAGCAAUAUUAUGCUCAGCUCCCCAGUAUCCACACGGGGUAGUUGAUCCAGUAUCAGAACUUUCAGAUUUAGCAGUAGAUAAAGGUCUUCCACUGCAUGUAGAUGCAUGCUUUGGUGGAUUCAUGCUUCCAUGGGUGGAAAAACUCGGCUACACAGUUCCAGUGUUUGAUUUUCGACUUCCUGGUGUCACAUCAAUGUCUGCUGAUAUACAUAAGUAUGGGUUUGGUGCUAAGGGAGCUAGUGUAGUGCUAUACAGAAAUGCUGAAAUCCGCAAGUUCCAGAUAUUUGCAUAUGCUGAUUGGCCUGGUGGUCUGUUUGGUUCACCUUCUAUGGCUGGUACAAGACCAGGUGGUAAUAUUGCUGCAGCAUGGGCCGCUCUGAAGGGAAUGGGAGUUGAGGGCUACAUGAAUAUGGCAAAACAGCUCAUGGAUACAACAGUCCGAUUAAAAGAAGGAAUUAAUAAAAUUGAGGGGUUACAAAUUUUAGGUGACCCCCACAUGACAGCAUUUUCGAUUGGUUCAACUGACUCGGAAAUUGAUAUCCUGGCUUUGGCUGACAAUAUGGAAGAAAAGGGUUGGAAAGUUGAACGACAACAAAAACCAAGUUCUCUCCAUUGCACCAUUAUGCCCCAUCAUGUAAAUGUCGUGGACGAGUUGUUAGAAGCUAUGAGGGAAAGUGCCAAAGCUGUCAAGUCAAACAAAGCUCUGUCGAAGAAAGGAAGUGCCGCUAUGUAUGGAAUGGUUGGAAAUAUUCCUGACAAUGGAAUAGUCAAUGACUUUCUAGUUGAAUUCUUUAGUGAAAUGUACAAAUAGUGUGCUUGAGACUGUGAAUUCUACAAAUAUGAACAACUUUGAACCACAUCUGGAACUCUAUUUCAAAAACUCUGUACUGGCUACUGAAUUGCCAAUCAUUGCCUUUUCUAUCAGAAUAUAUUUUUGCUGGAAUAUCUGCAAUUGUUUUACAGUGUUAUUAUUUCAAGAGAAAAGCUCAUACAUAGAUAUAGACAAAUAAAUAUGCCACCAACAUUAAUUAUGAUCUUGCCUCAAUGAAACAAAUUACCCUUUUUGUGAGGUACUGGGUGGGGUGGUAUCUGAAUAUUACUUUAUUGGUAAGUCACUCUCAUGAGGUAGUUAAACUUAAAAAUAGUCUCCAAGACAUUCCUUGACAUUAUUGUAACCCUCAUCCUCUUGUGUAUCAACAUAGAACAUCUGUGCAUUUAUAUCAAAGAUGCAUCAGGGAUGAUGAGAUUCAGUUUUGCAACCCCCCCCUAAAUCCUAAUAAAUACCUCAUAUCUCAUAUCCACAGUUGAAGAUAUACAGUGAGAGGGGUCCAAAGAC